GAAGAUGAAACUACGACGAUGACGAUGACGACGAUGCAAGCAAACUAAAGUAGAACCAACGAACCAAGUAGAUCCGAUACAUACAAUAUUACAACUAGUAUAAUCACGUAGGUCUACAAAUAGUCAAGUGAGUUUUAUUUCGUGGUGAACAGCAUCUAGUCGCAGUAGAUAAUUAAUCUUAUCAUAUACGCAAAAUAUAAUAUCUCGUUAUAUUAGUUAUUUAAAACUAAGCGGUCAAAAAAUAAAUAAAAAAUGUCCUGUGCUAUAGGAUGUAUCAGAUGGCUACUAUUUAUCUUCAAUUUUAUAUUUUCUCUAUGUGGCCUAGCACUUAUAAUUCCUGGAGUAAUUGUUCAUUUGAAUAUUAAAGAUUUGUCAACUGAGAUGCAAGAAAAUGUUAUGUUUCCAGUAAUUGCUAUUAUUGUUAUUGGGAUUGUAAUUUUUGUAAUUGCAUUUUUCGGAUGCUGCGGUGCCAUUAGAGAAAGUCAUUGUAUGACUGUUACUUUUGCCGUCCUGCUUCUAACGAUUUUAGUUAUUCAAAUUGGUAUUGCAAUUUUCGCUUUUAUUAAAUUAAAAGGAUUUGAUAGAAAAUCAUUUGACCAGACUUAUGGUGAAAUUUUCAAUGAUUACUGGAAUGAGAGUAAAAAACAAGAUCGGAUAUUCAUAGAUGUUGUUCAAACUGCUCUGAGUUGUUGUGGUGUUGAUGGACCUGGAGAUUUCUCUUCCUCAAGACCAGGAUUUAAUGGUUCAAUUCCAUUAAGCUGCUGUCCAUUAAAUUUGCAGCAACCUAAACAACAAUUUUGUAAUGAACAUCCAUAUAAGAGUGGAUGCUCAGAGAAUGUAGCAAUUUUCUUUGAAUUUGCUGGAAAGCUGCUUGGUGGUAUUGCUCUAGGAAUUGCCGGCAUUGAACUCGUUGGUAUUAUAUUUGCUCUAUGUCUUGCUAAUUCCAUACGUAAUGCUGAUCGUCGAGCGUACAGAGUUUAGUUUUUGGGUUUGAGAAUAUUAUCAUAACAACUCUAACUCAGAUUAAGAUUAAGAUCAAGAUCAAAAUUAAAAUUUUUCUUAUUCAUUGUGUAAAACACAUACUACAAGUAUUUACCAACAGCCAUAACUUGUGGUAAUAAGCUUAAACUAAUUCAUUUAUAUACAUAUAUGUAUAUAAUAUGCAAAGUUCAUUUAUUCAAUUAGAUAUUUUCUAACACAAUUAACGAUCCAACAAAAUAAAUAUACAUACCUAUA
Microplitis mediator is the source of this 1236-nucleotide messenger RNA. RefSeq names its product CD63 antigen-like. Bases 253 to 981 code for a protein of 242 amino acids. The transcript is spliced from 4 exons. The record is from RefSeq and is a predicted model, not a curated record. Gene Ontology annotation, cellular component: membrane. Lineage: Eukaryota; Metazoa; Arthropoda; Insecta; Hymenoptera; Braconidae.